AUGGAGGAUGUCAAGGUCGUCACAAAGAUCGCAGCUGAUGGCUUGUCCGCGGAGCAAAAACAGCGCCUACACGAGGUAGCCGAUGAGCUAGCUAGCAUCUACAAGACACUCGUAGACAUGCGCUAUAUCCAUCCUAACGCACUGAAUCUCGGACCGCACGAGCUCGAUGAUAAAUCGCUUGCCGGGUACGAGAAAUGCGGUCUGGACCCUGCCAUCAUCUACCUUUACAGCAUCAUGCCGUACAUCGACGAGAUAGAAACCGACGCCCGGGACUUUUUCCAAGGGGGCGCCUUCUUCAACCAGACAAGCAUUCGAGACGUGCAGCGAGGCAGAGACCCGCGCUAUCUGUCGCCUCAGGGCGGCUCCGACGAUGAAGAGGGCCAAUACAUGUACCCGUGGUACACACCAUUGUCGAACUGCGGUAAUCAUUCACCCAUAAUCAUCUACGAUGCAAGAGAACAUCGCAUCUGGAUAGUUGACCAGAUCGAGGGGAACACUACCGAUCCGGCGUAUUGCAAGGGUUGGUAUGGAGAAUCCGACGGCGCAAAAGACGAGGAGAGCAAUUGGGGCGACAGUGGCUCUAGCGAUUGGAGUGGCGCUAGUAGUGGCGAAGACUUAAUGGACUUCAGUGACGGUGCUUCAGAAGGUAGCAGCGAGUUUUGGGACGAUGAGGAUGACCUCGGUGAAACUCGAGAAUGUGAUGCCAUGGUGGAAGAUCAAUCCGAAGUUAUCGAAUACGACGAAGGCUUCGAACACGUGGAAGAGCUACAAGAGUGGGAGCGUCAGGAGGCCGCAGCGGUCAAGAAUCGCAACAGUUUAGAGCCCGUUCGAAGCCGACCAGCCGGCGACGUUCUACGAGACAUCAACAGCUUGUAUCGCGCACUGAAGGAAUUGCCGGGCCAAGGUGAAUACAACAGUGGCUGGAUGGAGCCGGCUGUUCUCAAGCCAUUGUAUCUAAAGAAUGGCUGGCCAGAUAAUUUCAACGGUGAUCAGUUCGAGGUAGAUGUGGCUCGCGCAUAUGCUACCGAAAGAGCGCGUUACGAUGCAGAGGGACCCUUGAGGGAAGUAAAGUGCUACGAGGGCUGGUCGGAACACUCAGACCGUGACGUCGAAGAACACAAGAAGGAGAUAUCCGAAGCGCAAACACCAGACGAUGAAUGGAUGGCCCGCUUCAAGCUUUGGAAGGCACAAGAGAGGUCUGAAAGGAACGAAAGGGAUCUCAGGAACGCGAAGAAAAAGGCCGAAGACAUGUGUCCAGAUGGUAUCUGUCAAAAAGACGAGGACCUGCCAUUGUGGCAGUUGGAAAAGCUCAGAGUCGAAACACAAUGGAAACAAGAGAGCGUGAAGCGAACUGACCAUGUGAACUUAGCUGAUCAAUUCAAGGACAACCCGGACCAGAUACGAAGCAUGGAGGCCUCACACCGUCGUGCUCAGCGGCAAUUGGAUGUUUACGACCAGGCUUUCGCGGCCUCGAAGGCUGAAGCAGAGCGCCUGUGUCCCGGUAGAACUUUUCAGGAGGCUACCGGUAUCAAGUCUCUAGGUCGGCGAGACACGCUCGCUUCGAUUGCGUCGCAGAGAGAGGUUAUUGAAUACUACGAGCGCUAUAUUCAAUGCGUCCGCGACUUUGCGGAAACGGUGCCUCAAGAUGCACCUGUGGCCGUUGCUGCGGUCGAGAAUGAGAUAAAAGAGAUUGAGAAGCCGCUCAAAAGCUCCAGGGAAGGGCUAAAACGCACUGAGACAUGGCUGGCUGAGCAUGGGAAUACGGAUUAG
Didymosphaeria variabile is the source of this 1770-nucleotide messenger RNA. RefSeq lists its product as uncharacterized. The record is from RefSeq and is a predicted model, not a curated record. Bases 1 to 1770 code for a protein of 589 amino acids. The transcript has a single exon. NCBI's taxonomy places the organism in Eukaryota, Fungi, Ascomycota, Dothideomycetes, Pleosporales, Didymosphaeriaceae.